Frankliniella occidentalis (western flower thrips) is the source of this 2378-nucleotide messenger RNA. RefSeq lists its product as uncharacterized. The transcript is spliced from 3 exons. Bases 29 to 721 code for a protein of 230 amino acids. The record is from RefSeq and is a predicted model, not a curated record. NCBI's taxonomy places the organism in Eukaryota, Metazoa, Arthropoda, Insecta, Thysanoptera, Thripidae.
CUAAUCAGGGAUCCCAGGCCCUCGUACAAUGCUGCAGGACCGUAGUACAAUCAUUUCCCUCAGCAAGGGCCGGCCUCCAACGUGCAGUAUGCUGCCACUCAGCAGUAUGGACCUCCUGGGACAAGCUCCCACAACCCGCCUACGUUCAUCGGUUACGGAUCAGCUCAAGCUCAAAUGGCUUCCUUCAACUACGGGGGUCGCAUCGUCGGCAUCGGUCAGCGUCUCUCCAUUUAGCCAGUGUUCCCCACAGCAGCCUGGUUCAUUGAUGCCAUACUCACCAGCUGCCAUGUAUGGUCCUGGACCGUCCUCUGGUGUCCCCAUUCAUGGCAAUGGACCCCAUUACUGGAACAACCCGCCUUCUGCUCAGUUUGGUGUCGGCCUUGGCUCACCCUCACCCUCUUCGACUGCAGCUGAUCGUUCUGUGAGAAGGCCAUCAUCAGCACGUUCAACGGGAGGUAAAGGCAGAAGGCCAAGAGAUGAAGGUGAACCCGCUAGUGGCCCCUUGACUACAGCUAAGCUUCCGGAAAGAACUGAUCCAGACUAUGAUAUCCAUCCCAAUGAUGUGCUGUGCUGUGAUAAUUGUGGGUCAUAUAUUGGUCGCUUUGAUGUUAUGCCAUGUGGGCACUAUGGUUUUUGCCACAGAUGCCUCUCAAGUGAAAAGGGACAGGCUUCGAAGGCAAAUCGUCCUGAAAAGUGUUUGGCUUGCAACAAAGUAUCUUAGAUGUAUUCGUGCUACAGCUUUUGGUGAUGCGCAUUAAGUUGCGGUAGGUGCUUGCCUUUUUUAUUUUAAUGUAUCUUCUUUUUAACUGUUUUUCUUUUUUUCCCUUUACUGUUUUGUCAUAACUUUUCUUAAAAGUAAUUUCUAGUUUAAUUUGAAGCUUCAAGCUACUAUUGUUUCGGGAUUCUCCGUCCGAGUGGGGAAGAAAAGUUUCUCCUAAAUUUUAAUUCCUUUUUUGUCUUUCUUCCUGUUUAGUCGUCCCUUUGACUCGAACUGUAUUUGUUCUAUUGUUACUCAUGUUGGUAUGGUUGAUCUACUUCGGCUUGUUCAUUAUGCCAUAUGAGUCACAUGACAUAGUUUUGUAUUCUUUUGCUCUUGUUGUGCUGCUAUAUGCUUGUAGCUUGUGAGUAUAGACUGAAUUCGCUAAAGUGUUGUCAUUUGCCUUAAAUCGCGUGAAUGGAGUAGCCUCUCCUAAAUUUUAAUUCCUUUUCUCAGUGUUUAAUCUUCCCUUUGUCUCGAACUGUAUUUGUUCUAUUGUUAUUCAUGUUUGUAUAUGGCUGAUCUACUCCAGCUUGUUCAUUUUGCCAUAUGGGUCACAUGACAUAGUUUUGUAUUGUUUUGCUCUUGUUGUGCUGCUAUAUGCUUUAGCUUGUGAGUUUAGACUGAAUUCGCUAAAGUGUUGUCACUUGGCUUAAAUCGUGUGAAUGGAGUAGCCUCUCCUAAAUUUUAAUUCCUAUUUUCAGUGUUUAGUUGACCUUUGUCUCGAACUGUAUUUGUUCUAUUGUUAUUCAUGUUGGUAUGGUUGUUCCAGCUUGUUCAUUUUGCCACAUUGGUCACAUGACAUAGUUUUGAAUUCUUUUGCUCUUGUGCUGCUAUAUGCUGUAGCUUGUGAGUUUAGACUGAAUUCGCUAAAGUGUUGUCACUUGGCUUAAAUCGUGUGAAUGGAGUAGCCUCUCCUAAAUUUUAAUUCCUAUUUUCAGUGUUUAGUUGACCUUUGUCUCGAACUGUUUUUGUUCUAUUGUUAUUCAUGUUGGUAUGGUUGAUCUACUUCCAGCUUGUUCAUUUUGCCAUAUGGGUCACAUGACAUAGUUUUGUACUCUUUUGCUCUUGUUGUGCUGCUAUAUGCUGUAGCUUGUGAGUUUAGACUGAAUUCGCUAAAGUGUUGUCACUUGGCUUAAAUCGUGUGAAUGGAGUAGCCUAUAUCUGACCUGGGAUUGUCCGCUUUGUAUGUUACUCCACUCCCCUUUAAGACUUGUGUUGAUAUUGAAUGCCGUACAAUGGCUUUUCUUAGGAUUUAUAAUUGAAUUCCAUUUUUUUUUUUAAAUUAACAUCUUGUUUGUACAUUAUCUUUUUUCAAGUUACCCAUAGUUCCUCUGGGUAGUAACUUUUUCCCUCUUUGGUUCAAUAAUUUUAAUUGAUCAUGUUCAUUGUAAGUACUUAACUAUAGUUAAGUUUGUCUGCUUAUAAAUUUGUCUUAAGGACUAAGUUCUUGGUUUACUUAUUUUAUUUAAUCAUAUGUUAAGUCUCCUUUUGCAGUAUCAUAACCUGUGCUGCUAUGAAUGCUUUAUAUGCAAGUGCUUUAUAUAAUUUGUGUUGUACAUAUGUUGAAGUUUCCACAAGUCAAGUUCUAUUAAAGAUUAUACAUCUUUGCAUUGCAAAA